Rana temporaria (common frog) is the source of this 3540-nucleotide messenger RNA. RefSeq names its product homologous recombination factor with OB-fold (gene HROB). Gene Ontology annotation, biological process: recombinational repair. Bases 153 to 2081 code for a protein of 642 amino acids. The transcript has 10 exons. Lineage: Eukaryota; Metazoa; Chordata; Amphibia; Anura; Ranidae. The record is from RefSeq and is a predicted model, not a curated record.
GGCCUGGCCGCGGUGGUUUGAAUCGUACUGCGGGAAGUGCUGUGCGUUCCAUAUGCCGGAAGUGGUCUGCCGGAAGUUGUGCUGGAGAAGUCAGCGCUGGAAACGUUCGGAGACAGGGAGGUCCAUGUUGGGGAGGCUGUGAUAUAAGAGAAAUGGCAUUAAGUCUUCAGAAUUUGUUUUGCUCGGGAUCGGAAGACUUUGAUGAUGAGGAGUUCCUGUCUGCAUUGGAGGGUACAGAACCCAGCUUCUCUCCUAAUUCUCAUACCACACCGGUUCGUCUCAGGCCUAUUCCUGCUAAAGACACACAGGUAAUAAGAAGUUCUUCCAGCUUUGCACAGUCAUUAUUUUCUGGAGACAGUGUGCCCAUGCGAUUGAAUGUAAACCCUGCAGGCACGCCAAGUGUGCCAUUCCUGGACCAGGAUCUGGAUGAUGACGAAUUGCUGUCAGUCUGCAGUGAAAUGGAAGCUGGGGUAUCACAGGAGCAAUAUCAAACCCCAAAUCCAAGACUGUGCUUGAGACCUAUCAAUCAGACAUCUCAGGAUAGUAGUUACACCUUAAAUAGCAGUCCCAGCUUUCAGCUGCGUCCUUCUCGGGCUGGUUUCUGUUCUGAUCCGGAACCCAGGAUGUUUACAAGAGCGCUUCAAGAGACUGGUCCUAUUAAACACCAAUCAUAUGGAUUUACUGCUAACUCUCCCACAGCUUCUAAUUUCCAUGCAAGUGGCAGAGGGAGAGGACAAUGCCAGUCUCUGAGUCCUACUGCCAAAAGGCCCUGCUUGAGGCCUAGCCUGGAAACGCAGCCAAUUACACCUGCAAGAACUGGUCCUCCGCUGCCUCAGUCUACCUAUCCACGUUGCACGACACCAACAGCAGCCACCGGGCAAGCUCAUUCAUGGCAGGGUGGUGCAGGGAGCAACGCUUUACCAAAAACCCCCCAGAUGCCUUCUCGGUCACACCAGUCUUGCACUAUGCAGACCCCAGUGGUGACCACUCAUCUUGUACAGCUGAUGGAAGCUGCCAACAAGACACCACGGGUGCUGGCAUGGGAGUCACCACAGCCUAAAGAGAGGAGGUUUCCUGGGCCAGCCGGCCUUCUGCCACAGCAGGGCAGUGUCAGAAGGCUUGAUGAAAUCCUGAUAUCUACCCCACAUACACCCAGCCAUGGGGCACAAGCCAAGCACCGUAGUAAGGAAAAUGUCCCUUCCCAACAAUCUAUGGCAGAAGAAUUUGUAAGGGGUCCCUGGGCUUCCAUGAAAGCUGAGCUGUCAUUGGAUGAAAAUGACCCAGCCUGCUUCCUGAGAACAUACAGCGUGGUCAUGGUUAUUCGUAAGGCGGCUCUCAAGCAGCUUCCAAAGAAUAAAGUCCCACAGAUGGCCGUAGUUCUUAAGAGUUUAACCCCAGCCAAUGGAGAUGCCAGUGCAGUAUUUCGAGAUGCAACAGGAGAAAUCCAAGGGACGGUCCAUCAUCUGUUAUUGGAGGAGAGGGAGAGUGAGCUGAAGGCCGGUAGUGUCCUCUUGCUGCAGCAGGUUGGGGUGUUCUCGCCAUCUCAUCGCAAUCAUUAUCUCAAUGUGACACCCAGUAACUUGGUGAAGAUCUAUUCACCAGCAGAAGGAAAUGAAAGUUCUAGGGUGUCUAUGGAACUAACGACAGAGCGGGAGGUGGAUGUGAACAGCAAUGACACCCAAUCACACCAUUGUUCUUCCUUCAGCACAACGCAGUGCAGACCUUCAGAGCAAGGACCUUUCCUGUCCUCCUGCACAGUACAGCCUGACAUUAAUUGGCCAGCUGCAUCUCCCUUAAUGACCAGUAGAGCACUUUCCAGGACCCAUCAGCCAUUCCCCAGCAUAACAGAAUCAAAAUCUGCUCAGCCAGAAGUUGUUUCUGCAUCUUACAGCUCAAUGCAACCCAGAGCCCCAGGUCCAGCAGCCAUUCAUCAGUCUUCUCACACAGUACAGACAAAAGCAUCAACUUUCUCCUUCAGCACAGCACAGCCCAGGAGAUCUCCAGCCACAAACAAUGCAGACUGGGACAUGGAUGACUUGGAUUCUUUGUUAUGUGACCUUCCAGAGGACCCCGGGGAAUGACAACAUUUCAGGUUUUCCAAUGAAGACUCAAUAUCCCAAUAGUGCACAUUUAUAUCUACAGCUAGAGAGGAGGGAUGCUUUAUGUCACCAAAAAUGAAACAAAUGACUGUGAUUGUCCCUUUGUGUAAUAGCGGGUAUCUGUAGGUGUCUACAUGGCAGUCAUGAUGAUGAGUGGAUUGGCCCUAAAUAACUAAGGGGGGUGGCAUGCUAACUGUGAUUAGCCUUCCAGUCUCCAGCCCUGGUCUGCCCGCCUCUCACCUAAUCUGUUUUGCUAUUUGCUCAUCGCUGUGAUGGGCAGUCUCACCGGCCAAUCAGGGCUGUCUUAAUAGUAUCAUGGGCCCCAGGGCAAAGUAAUGCUCUGGGGCCCCCUACCAGCUUGUCCCAAUUUACACACCAAAGUAUAAAUAGUUAAUAGAAUUACGCAUACAUUUAUUAGUACUUUCAAUAAAAUAGAUUUUAAACAAUAAAAAAAAUAUGCCAUAAAUCAAAGAUAAGACAACACAAGGAACACAGUAUGGGGGGGGGGCAGGAGGGUACAGUACAGGUUCUGGGACACAGCUAUGCCGGGACAGCUUAGUAAAAAGUGUGACUGUCCCAGCAAAUCCAAGACAGUUGGCAAGUAUGAUGUAAUGCAAGAUUAUCAUGGGGGCCCCUGGGCAAUGCCCCGGGGUGCCCAUGCAUUAAGACAGCCCUGCGGCCAAUAGGGGGUUAAGGGUCAUGAGAGGCCCAAAGCCAGCAACAAGGAAGUAAUGUGCUCUUAGCAUGCCACACUGCUCUUGGAAAUGGGGCAAAGACUGAUCUAAAAGACCCCAGGAUCAGCACACGGGUACCUACAGGUGCUUGGUAUUUAACAUAGGUGUCAAUUUAAUAUGAAGUCACUGACCAUAUAGAGGGGAUGGGAUUCCUUUAAAGCCCAACUGAACUUUUUUAGUUUAAAGCGGCUAAAUACAUUCCAGGUGCAUCAAAACAAAAGGGAUGCAAUGUUUUCUGCUGGCCAUACAUUAUACAAUUUAAUUUCCUUUAAAUUUAUCUUCACCUAUGUAGUGCAAAGGCCUGCCGGACUGCAUACAAAGUGAGUUGUUUAAGUUUGACCUCAUAUUAUAUGAUUUUGGUAAAUUUAAAGGAAAACUGUAUGGCCAGUCUUACACUUUGUUUUCUGGUAUGUGUAAAGCUUAUGCAAUUUCAAUUGGGCCUUCAGUCUUCUGUGAAAGGCUUGGCUGUAGGUAGGUCAGGUCCAGGAUUGGAUAUAUCCUCCUAUCUUUUUUGGAAACAUUUUGUCAGCAACAUACAACUCUGAGUUCUACAAGUCGUUGCCGUAUACUUGCGUGGAAGAUAUCCAUCAUGGAGCCGCUAAAUAUGUCAAGAAAAACACGUGCCUUAUAAGUGCAAAACUUUAUCCAAGUAAAGAAAAAAAGAUUGCUUUAGAAUAAUAAAGUAAUCAGAUUUGUUGCAGUUCGAA